AUGAGAAUUAUAAACAUCUCACAAUCUUUCUCUACUUUAUGCGCUGUUAUAUCAAGAAAAUCAGCAAUGUAUGAAACAGCUACUAACAUACUGUACCAAAUUAUAGGAACAUUGUAUCUCAAGAGAAGAACACAAUUACUGCGCGAAAAUACUAAAAAAGAGUUGGAUCCAAAUAUUAGAAAACAAUAUCUGAAAAUCAGAACUCAAAUUUUAACUAUAAAAUACGGAAGUGUUCCUGAUUUGAGAAGCCGUGAUCCUAGUAUUAGAAGUAGAGCGGAAUCGUUAUAUGAGCAACCUAUUGGAUCUGUAUCAUUGCAACUUGGAUCCUCAUCCCCAAGUUCUACCAAUAGAUCACCUAGACAUAGCCGUUUACAAAGUGAUAGUUCUUUCUCCUUCUUACGACCACGUUCAACAAGUCUAGGUUCUAUCAACUAUGAAGACAAGAAUACAGCAGCUAAUAAUACUAAAACUCUAAUUGUUCCUCAACUUGACAACGAAAACGUUAUACCAACGGAAGAUGCAAAAGCUAGCAAAAAAUUAGCUGGCAAUCAAAAUAUCGAGCAGUACUAUCAAUUCGAACCUGUUUAUCAUGUAUUUCAUCAGCAUAUGAAAGCAGUCAAGGUUGUUAAAUUUGCUAAUGAAGAACGAGAUAGACUGGCGUGCUGUUCUGUCGAUGGUACUAUUUCUAUACUUAGACUUAAUCCACCUACUGUACAAUUUGUAUUAAAAGGACAUACUAACAGUAUAAACGAUCUUUCUUGGUCUCUAACAAAUGAUUUAAUUAUGAGUGCUUCUUCCGAUAAAACAACGCGCAUAUGGAAUUCUGUUGGUGGAUCAUGCCUUAGGGUUGUUAAUGAUUAUGGAUCGUCUGAAGGUGGUGGCAACAAAGUUUCAGGGGUAGUAAAAUGCCUUGCAUUUGAUAUAAAUGGAAAAAUACUUUGGUCCGGUGACACUAAAGGACAUAUCUACUCGUUUAUUUUCGAUACAAUGACGGGAAAAAUUAUAAAGAGUAGAAAGAUUACUAUAAAUGAAGGUAGCCCGAUUACUUCGAUUGUAUCUCGUAGCUGGUCCAAUCGAGAAGGGAAAAAUCCAGUAUUAUUAAUGAAUACUAUGAGAGAUAGCUUGUGGUUGUUAAGAAUAAUUUCACCAGAUGGUAAUGCUGAAUUGAAAAGUUCAUAUCCGGUAUGGCAUAGCAAGCAAGAUAUUAAAAGUACAUUUUGUCCGAUAAUGUCAUUUCGUGAGGGUGCUUGCGUAGUGACAGGAAGUGAAGAUCUAUGUGUUCAUCUGUAUAACAUCGAAAAAAAUGAUGAAAAUGCCUCUGUGAAUAUAUUACACGGUCAUUCUGCCCCAGUUUUGGGUGUUUCUUGGAAUUACGACGAAAGUUUUUUGGCUUCAAGUGAUUCUCUAGGUAUGGUGUUUAUAUGGAAAAGAAAAAUUAACUGCAAUAGUGAUAAAGAUGACAAUCUGUCUCUUGAAAACCAAGUAGAGGAUGACUGA
Messenger RNA from Trichoplax adhaerens, 1497 nucleotides. RefSeq lists its product as uncharacterized. Gene Ontology annotation, molecular function: protein binding; promoter-specific chromatin binding. Gene Ontology annotation, cellular component: nucleus. The coding region runs from base 1 to 1497 and encodes 498 amino acids. Lineage: Eukaryota; Metazoa; Placozoa; Uniplacotomia; Trichoplacea; Trichoplacidae. The transcript is spliced from 13 exons. The record is from RefSeq and is a predicted model, not a curated record.